Messenger RNA from Syngnathus typhle (broad-nosed pipefish), 4284 nucleotides. Its product is annotated as MAM domain-containing glycosylphosphatidylinositol anchor protein 2-like. NCBI's taxonomy places the organism in Eukaryota, Metazoa, Chordata, Actinopteri, Syngnathiformes, Syngnathidae. The record is from RefSeq and is a predicted model, not a curated record. Gene Ontology annotation, cellular component: membrane; cell-cell junction. Gene Ontology annotation, molecular function: cell adhesion molecule binding. The coding region runs from base 631 to 3525 and encodes 964 amino acids. Gene Ontology annotation, biological process: cell-cell adhesion. The transcript has 18 exons.
GUCUCUCCAGCCUUCCCUGAUGCCGACUCUCCCAUACUGAUGAGCGUGAGGAGUCGCGCACCUCCUCUUGACGUCGCCUCCUUUCCCUCACCCCGGCUUGCGCAACAACACUGACUGAGCGAGCCGUGGAAGCGCAGCCCCCCGCCUCCUUUUCUCACUCCUUCCAGCAGCCUCGCACUCUCGCCGGCUCCUCUGCACUCAAAAGCGGACCUUUAGAGCCGAUCCGUCGAGAGGCUGGGAUGUGCGCGUCGCCGCCACCGCUGCUACCACCGCCCCGCCGGUCUUACGUCUGCAUCGCUACUGCCGCGUGGAUUCCGCAACUGUGAGCACAUAUGCACAUCCAGGAGGAGAUAUGCCCGACUCUACCGCGCUACUGCCCGCCUGCAGUCGUCCUCGGCACAGUCCCUUGGGCUCCCUCGCUACCUGCACGGAGGAGCCGAUGCAAGCUUGCUGAAGAAGAAUAAAGACACAAAAAAGGUCCACAUCCGACACUUCUAGAACCCCUUUUCUUUUGCCUUUUUUUUUGGUGGUGGUGCGGAAUUUAAAGCCUCACACGACGCGCAGAUUGAUUGCUUCUCCUUUGGAUCAUGCAGAGAUUAUUAUCACGGUGAAAGAGAGAGAAAAUAAAGGAUGGAUCCGGUUAUCUGCGUUGUGGGGCUACUGUCGCUCCUCGUGGAGGGCAUCCGUUGCCAAGGAGUGUACGCGCCCCCUACUGUCCGCAUCAUCCACUCAGGGCACGCCUGCAACGUGGAAGAGGAGCGUCACACGGAACGCGUCUACACCAUCCGUGAGGGCGAGACUUUGGAGCUCACCUGCCUGGUGACGGGACAUCCUCGACCGCAGAUCCGAUGGACCAAGACCGCCGGCAGCGUCUCGGACCGCUUCCAGGAUUCCAGCGUCUUUAAUGAGACUCUGCACAUUGGCAAGAUCUUGAGGACGCAGGGUGGCCGCUACUACUGCAAGGCGGAGAACGGCCUCGGCUCACCCGCCAUCAAAUCUAUCCGGGUGGACGUCUACUACCUCGAUGACCCGGUAGUGACGGUGCAUCAGAGCAUCGGGGAGGCGAAGGAGCAGUUCUACUAUGAGCGGACGGUUUUUCUACGCUGUGUGGCCAACUCCAACCCACCCGUUCGCUACAGCUGGCACCGCGGCCGGGAAGUGCUGACGCAGGGCUCGGACAAAGGCGUGGAGAUUUACGAGCCCUUUUUCACGCAGGGGGAAACAAAGAUCUUGAAGCUGAAGAACCUACGGCCACAAGACUACGCCAACUACAGCUGCGUGGCCUCCGUUAGGAAUGUGUGCGGCAUUGCCGACCGCAGUGUCAUCUUCCGCCUCACCAACAAGACAGCCUCGCCGUCCAUCAAGCUGCUGGUGGAGGACCCUAUCGUGGUGAACCCCGGCGACACGGUGUCGCUAGUGUGCAUCACCACCGGCGGGGAGCCUCCGCCGUUGCUCACCUGGCUCAGCGCCAACGAUAGCCUGCCGCAGAGGAGCUUGGUGAAGGGCGACACGCUCACCCUGCCCGCCAUCACCUCGGACGAGGCGGGCGUUUACAGUUGCCUGGCCAGCAACAAUGUGGGCAACCCGGCUAAGAAGUCCACCACCAUAGUGGUACGAGCGUUGAAAAAGGGUCGCUUCUGGAUCACUCCCGAUCCGUACCACAAUGACGACAAUAUCCAGAUUGGUCGGGAAGUCAAGAUCUCUUGUCAGGUGGAGGCGACGCCCCCGGAGGAGCUCACGUUCAGCUGGCUGAAGAACGGCCGUGCCCUCCGCAGCUCGGAGCGCAUGGUCAUCACGCAGACGGACACGGACAUCUCGCCCGGCACCACCAACCUCGACAUCAUCGACCUCAAGUUCACCGACUUUGGCACCUACACGUGCGUGGCGGCGCUGAAGGGCGGCGGCAUUCCCGAGAUCAGCAUAGAUGUCAACAUCUCCUCCACUACUGUCCCUCCUCUGUUUUUCUCUUUCUUAGUUCCCCCCAACUUGACAGUCCCCCGGGGCAAGUCCCCCCUGGUGGCCCGCGAGGGCGACACGGUGGAGCUGGAGUGCCUUGUUUCAGGGAAGCCCAAGCCCAUCAUCCUGUGGUCGCGGGCCGACAAGGAGGCGCCCAUGCCGGACGGCAGCAUGCAGAUGGAAAGCUACGACGGGGCGCUGCGCAUUGUCAACGUGACGCGGGAGAUGACCGGAUCGUACCGAUGUCAGACCAGCCAGUACAACGGCUUCAAUGUCAAACCCCGUGAGGCUGUGGUGGAGCUCAUCGUCCAAUAUCCCCCAACGGUGGAGCCGGUCCACACGGAGCUGCGGCAGGGCCUGGGCCGGCCCGUGGUCAUGACGUGCCGGGUGUUGCGGGCGCACCCAUCGCGUGUGUUGCGCUUCGAGUGGCUGCUCUCCAACCGGCUUCUGCACGCCGGCCCCUUCGACACGCAGCGGGACGACACGGAGUACACCAUCCGCAACCUGAACCGCGACGGCUGGGGCGAGUACACCUGCAAAGUCAUCAACGAGGCCGGCGCCGGGAAGUGCACCUUCCACGUCACAGGCAAGGCCUACGCUCCCGAGUUCUACUACGACACGUACAGUCCGCUUUGGCAAAACCGGCCCAGGAUCUACGACUUCAAGCUACAGUGGACGCAGAUGAAUCCCAACGCCGUGGACCGCAUCGUGGCCUACAGACUCGGUUUCAGACAGAUGGGACAGCAGCGAUGGUGGGAUCAAGAGAUUCCCGUGAACUGGACAAUCAACAAGGGAGAGCUCAUCACCCAUAACUUGACUGAGCUCAUCAAACCCGAGUCCUACGAGGUGCGCCUUACCCCCAUCACCCGUUUUGGAGAGGGCGACUCCACCGUGAGGAUCGUCACCUACAGCGCUCCCAUCAACCCUCACCUAAGAGAGUUCCACUGCAGCUUCGAGGAGGAGCCCAUCUGCAUGUUCACCCAGGACAAGAACGAUGACUUUGAUUGGACGCGGCACAGCGCCGCCACCCGCGACACCAAGUACACACCCAACACGGGGCCCAGCGGCGACCGCGCCGGCUCCAAGCAGGGUUUCUACAUGUACAUCGAAACGUCCAGGCCGAGGAAGGAAGGGGAUCAGGCGCGCCUGGUCAGUCCGUAUUUCAACAUUGCCCCCAAGAGCCCCUACGGCAUCAGCAACCCGCCGGCCUACUGCUUCGGCUUCUUCUACCACAUGUAUGGGAAACACAUAGGGACGCUAAACGCCUUAUUGAAGCAAAAAGGCCUCACCAGCUCAGAUGGCCCAGUGUGGUCGCUAAGCGGUAACCAAGGGGAGCGCUGGAAGCAGGCCAAAGUCAGUGUCCAUCCAACAGCAUCAUUUCAAGUGGUACUCGAGGGAAUCCGAGGACCAGGCAUCGAGGGCGACAUCGCCAUCGAUGAUGUCACGUUGGAGGAAGGGGAGUGUCGAGACCCCCCGCCCAACCUCAGUGCUGUUGCUCAGUCUACAUCCCUGCAUAUAUGGCUGCUGUGCGUCACCGUGGCGAUGACCCUCUUGGGAGCCCAGAGGUGACCCCUCCGGCCGUCGUCUCAGAGGUCGACCUUCUGACCCGCCGUCUGUGAGCUGUACCCUCGGCAUCCCGUCACCAAAGAUUCACGCAUCACGAAAGCGGCGACGGUCCCCCCCUCCCCAUCCAACCAGGUGGACCGCAUAGGGACAGAAAUGAAGACAUCAAACUGUGAAUUAAGAAAAAAAAUCUGAAGAAAAGUAAUAAUAGAGAUGUGAAGACAAACAAAAUGGACAGUGCAGCUCUCCUCGGUGCGGGACUCUCUUGACGAGCACAAAGAGUAAACUUUGGCGGUGCAUCGAAGGAGGGGCAGUUUGUAAAGCACAAAAACAGUUUUAUGAAGUUAUACGGGAAAAAAAAUUAUAUAUAUAUAUAUAUAUAUAUCUUUGCAAGGUGGCAGAAUAUAAAUGCUGCUGACUUUUGAAGGGGGGAAAUUGAAUCAGACCUUUCUCUGUGUAUCUUUAUCUUCAUUUUCCUCGCACCAGAUGCCAAUAGCUUGAUUUUUUUUUUUCCCCACCGGCCUCCUUUUUGUUCUUUUAGCUGCUUGGUGCUCUUCUGAAGAAAAUCAAGACCUCUGGCAACGUUUUGUUCUGUCCACUUUAAGAUUCCCCCCCAUGGCUGCCUAUGUACUUUUUACACUGUGCCCAUAUGUCCAAGUGGCCAACCGAUGGUACAAUGGCAGAACAAAAAGGAAAAUAGGCAAAUAGACAGCUAGACUACAGGGCGGCGGGUGAAGACAAAAAAAAAAAAAAAAAAAAGCAAAA